AUCCUCUUUCCGCUCUCCUCUCUACUCUCUCCUAAAGGUGCCAGCAUUACUAUAUGUGUAGAAUGGAGACUUGUACUGCCGUGUACAGCGUGGCGACCGCAUUUGGACUCGAUGCUAGAGGAGAAUGACCGUCCAAAGAGAGACCGACAUUUGGCGCUUUUAAAUUACACAACUGAUUUUCCCACCCUUUAAUUCCCAUUUUAUUAUUUCCCGUUCUCUAUACUAACACGGUGUGUUUCGGUAACAGGAAGUAAGCCAGUCAUGAGCAACCACGAGGCUUGAAAGUGUUUGAUUGUGUCCACAACCAGCGAGGACAGAAAAGUAUUUCCCCGCCUUUCGACUCUCAAGUCGGCAUUCAAUGCUGUCGUAUACAAACUUUUUCGCCAUCAUUGUUUGCCUGCGCGCAGUUUCUAAGCGCACCUCUACCUUCGGUGCCAUAUUUUACUCGUCCCACUGUUGGGAGUAAAGCGCCUUUUCAACCACAAUUGUGUAACUAAUAUGGCCUCAAACAUCGAUCUGAAAAUGGAAUCCCAGGAAGUUAAGACUGGCCCUUCUGCUGACCGCCGCGAGGGAAAUAUUCCCAGUGGAAACGAAGCAAAGACCCAUCUAGCCGAGGAUGUGCAGGCGACUACACCCCCUGAUUCGGGUAAGAAGACUAAGGGAUCUAAAACCGACAAGAAGUCGAGUGGUAAACCUGGCAAGAAAGACAAAAAGGCCAAGUCUAGUAAGCCGAAGAAGGUGGCCCCUGAUAGCAGUGGGAACUCUUCUAGUGACAGCGAGGACGGGUUUACAAACUCAUCCUCAGAUGACCAUACCGAGACCGAGUCGGAGGUUGAAGCCGAGGCGGUCUUGAAGAAAAAACGAAUUCAGAAAAAACGUCAGGAUCCUCGAAAGUCUAAGAAGAAGUCGUCCAAAUCGUCCAAGUCAUCCAAGGCAGUUACGAAACAGGCUAAAUCGCAUACAAAAGCUUCUGAAGUUAAUACUAGCGACUCCGAAGCCGAGUUUGAAGAUGACUCAGACCCUGACGAGAAGGAGAACACCAGUAAAGCCUCCCUAGAACAAGAGGUUGCUCAGAUGCGACUUCAGGUACAACAGAUGCAGCGCCAGAUUGCCUCAUUCGCCAUUGCAAGCGGCUCUCCCGGAAUUAAUGGUCCUAAUUCUCUUAACCAGGGAGCUUUCGGGACAAACGGCCUUAAUGCUAGUUUGGGAGGAUCUGCAGGCUUCGGUUUGGGAGGUUUGAAUUCAGCCAACUUCGGUAACGCCGGAUUUAAUGGAAACUACGGCGCUACGCUUAACAUGCUUAAUGAUCCAUUGUCGAAUAUCUCGAAAGCUGUUCGCGGCAAUCGUGGAAACGGCCCGCCGCUAUCUGGCCGUGGAAGACGACCUCCCCCUGACGACUUACUAGAAGAGUUCACGGGAGGCGGGGGCCAAAAUAAGCCUACCAAGCCUAAAAAUGCCCGCAAUGGAAAGCCGGUUAUACAGCGCCUUGAAUUUAAACGUGUAGAUCAGGUCUGGGAUUCCCAGAUCCAUAACUACAAGCUUCAGGACACGGCUGAGAAUGCCAGUAACUCUCAAUACGAUGAGUACCUAUUCCAUGUUCGGAGAACUUUUGACUGGGAAGGCAAAUAUAAGACGACGAUAGUUGACAUUAAGAGUAAGCAACUUCGGGAAGCCCUUCAGGACGUUAUAGGUAGCGUGAAAGGUGUAAGUCUGGUCGAAGAGACCCCUAAGGUGGAUCCCAAAAUGUUGUUCUUAUAUCUCGAAGACAUGCGAGAAUAUAUGAAUAAUCUUAAGGAACUCGAACCCGAGGGGGACUCUAGAAAGGAACGUAAGAAGGUCCAAAAGUGGAUUGAUGAGAAGCGACGGCACCUGCGAAUACUCAUCAAAUAUCUAGACGCGGAUCAUGCAGAAACCAAGAAAAGUUUAUAUCCGAUGCUAGAGAACGGUCUCAUCACAUUUGAUCUCCUAUGGGCCCUGUGGAAGCCGAAUACACUCGCGUACACUACGACAUACGGCUCCGUCGACGAACCUCGCAUCUUUAAGGUAGAGGUUGCAGAGAAACAUUAUAGUAUUGUUAGGGGUGAAUUUUACUAUGUUGAGGGCAAGUACUUCGAGUAUGACGGCAAGCAAUUUGGAUACGGAAGUAUGUCAGAGGAGAUACAAGAGUUUCGUGGAGCCCGUAAAAUUACGAGCUUGGGUUGCUAUCCCCUUAAGUACCAUAAGAACGAAGUUCAAUUACGCAAGGACCUUAUCGAGCGUGGCAAGAAAUUCGUAGGACUCGGUGGCGUGCACUAUAAGAGCCAUCACGGUAUGGCCUACCAUAAGAAAAAGAAGGCCGUUAUUAAGGUCAAUAUUAACGGCCGAAUAAUGGUCGAUCCGGCAAUCCACCGUCGAAUCAACCCGAAUUAUCCCGUUUCUUUGGUCCGACCCAAAGACCAUGAUGUUCUAAGCGAUGAAGAAGAUAGUGACGAAGAGGAAGGUGGCUGUGGUUGUGAAUCAGAAGACGACGACGGGGGUGCCGAUGGUAUCGGUCUCGAGCAUAUUCUAGGAGAUAACGAGGAAGGAGGCAAGGUCAAGUAUGUGACUAAAGUGUAUAAGGACAAUAAGGGCGCCGUACGCACUGCGCGCAUCCCUAAGGAUCUUGUUGACCCGGAAACUCCUAAGGAGAAGCUAGACCAAGUACCUAGCAAAGGCGAAGAGGAAAAGGAUGCUACUACUAAAGAUAACGAGGAUGGUGCUGCAGAAGAUGGCAAUGAUAGCGCCCCACCGGUAUUUACUGACGAGGAAUACCUGAUUGCCUCACCAGUUGUUUUGGGGUUUGCCUUCGCCGAGAAGCUUUGGCUCGAGUUCACGGUCUCGGGUAUUAAAGAGAUUUCAUGGAACGAGCAUGCUUAUGAUUCUUUAGUUCUCCAACCUAACACGAAAGAGAUUGUCAGGGCCCUCGUCGAGUCCCACAAAUACCAUCCAGCUGAGAGCAUCGACGAUGUCAUCCAGGGCAAAGGCAAGGGACUUGUUGCCGUUCUUCAUGGACCACCCGGUACCGGCAAAACUCUAACAGCAGAGGGCAUAAGCGAACUUCUCAAAUGCCCGCUCUACAUGGUAUCAGCUGGUGACCUUGGAACGGAUUCUCGCUACCUCGAGGCAGAGCUGCAGAAGAUUCUCGACAUCUGUCACGCCUGGGGCGCCAUCUUACUACUUGAUGAGGCAGAUGUCUUCCUCGAGAAGCGGAAUAUGCAGGAUAUCCAUCGGAAUGCUCUCGUCAGCAUUUUCUUGCGUCAGCUAGAGUACUUCCAAGGAAUACUGUUUUUGACCACGAACCGUGUUCAGACAUUUGAUGACGCGUUCCAAUCGCGAAUCCACAUUGCGCUACGGUACGACGACUUGGAUACGAAAGCGAAGAAAGCUAUCUUCAAGAUAUUCGUUGAGCGUGCGCGAGCCGUGACAGGGACUGACUCGACACCAUUUGAAGAUGAAGACUAUACCAGUCUGGCAAGGCACAAUUUGAAUGGACGUCAAAUUAAGAACACGAUCGGUACUGCGCAGGCGCUUGCGGUCAAUAAGGGCGAGUCGCUCAGCAUGCGCCAUAUCCGCGAGGUUCUUAAUGUCCAGCAAAACUUUGAGCAAGAUCUCAAGGGUGGCACCGGAUAUCAGGAUGCCAUGCGUAGCUACUUUUAAUGGAAAUUCUUCUUAUAUUCUUUAAGGAUCGUUUGUACG
Messenger RNA from Annulohypoxylon maeteangense, 3714 nucleotides. RefSeq lists its product as uncharacterized. The coding region runs from base 499 to 3675 and encodes 1058 amino acids. Gene Ontology annotation, molecular function: ATP hydrolysis activity; ATP binding. NCBI's taxonomy places the organism in Eukaryota, Fungi, Ascomycota, Sordariomycetes, Xylariales, Hypoxylaceae. The record is from RefSeq and is a predicted model, not a curated record. The transcript is spliced from 6 exons.